This is a messenger RNA of Equus quagga, 1592 nucleotides long. It is a transcript of the gene SPC24, whose product is annotated as SPC24 component of NDC80 kinetochore complex. The coding region runs from base 1 to 594 and encodes 197 amino acids. The record is from RefSeq and is a predicted model, not a curated record. The transcript has 5 exons. Lineage: Eukaryota; Metazoa; Chordata; Mammalia; Perissodactyla; Equidae.
AUGGCGGCUUUCCGAGACAUGGAGGAGGUGAGCCAGGGGCUGCUGAGCCUGCUGGGCGCCAACCGCGCCGAGGCGCAGCACCGGCGGCUGCUGGGGCGACACGAGCAGGUGGUGGAGCGGCUGCUGGAGACGCAAGACGGUGCCGAGCAGCGGCUGCGAGAGAUCCUGGCUGUGGAGAAGGAGGUGGCCCAGGGCCUUCUGGAUGCGAAGGAGCAGGCGCAACGGGGCGGCACUGAGUUGCAGCAGCUGGAGGCCGAGCUUCAGAAGGCCAGCGAGGAGGACUCCCGUCUGAAGGCCAGCCUCCUUCAGCUCACCAGAGAGCUCGAGGAGCUCAGAGACAUUGAGGCCGACCUGGAAAGACAGGAGAGGGACGUGGACGAGGACACAACGGUCACCAUCCCUUCAGCCGUGUACGUGGCUCAACUUUAUCACCGAAUCAGCAAGAUCGAGUGGGAUUAUGAGUGUGAGCCGGGGAUGGUCAAAGGCAUCCAUCACGGCCCCAGCGUCGCCCAGCCGCUCCACCUGGACGGCACCCAGCUCUCCAAGAAAUUCGUCAGCGACUAUCUGUGGAGCCUGGUGGACACCGAGUGGUAGCCAGCAGCCUUGCACGCGGCAGUCAGCACGGUGGGUGCUCGGUGCCUCUGUGCUGGGACCAGCUUAAAAUGAUAUAUUUACCCGUCAAUGAGCUUUUUACUGGGUUUCUCCCCCCGUCCCCUGCUCCCGAUUUCGCCCUCAGGCGCUGCCCUGGCCUCGUCUGGGUGACCAGAUCGAAUGUCUUAACUGUCGCAGGCCCGUGACUUCCCGUCUCUGACAAACACCGGACACACAGCACCGCAGGAAACAGUGACAGCUAGAAUCUAGGUCUUGAUCACUUGCGAUUCAAGUUCGGCCCCUUUUUAUCUGUCCUGGGCACAUGUUUCAGCGCCACUGUGUACCCAGGACUGUGCGAGGAACCCCAGACACAGAGGCAGGGCACAAGGAUCCCCUCGGCCGGGGCAGGAGUCAGCAGCGAUCAGGUGCCGCCCUGGAGCCGGAGCAAGUCCAGCGUGCGGGGGACCCUGGUCAGGAGGAUCUCAGGGCAGCUUUGGGAAGGAUGAGUCAGUCAUGAAGAGUGUAAGGGCCCACCCCUGGCUCCAGGCUGUGUGUCAGAGACCACUGGUCACCUCGCUAAUAUUUGCUCUCCUCCCUCCUUACUAAGGAGAGAGUAACACUUUUAGCUGUUCAGUCAAAACACAACAGUUCCCAGCCUCCAUUGCAGCUAAGUUCAGGCCAAUGAAAUGUAAGUGGAAGUGUUUUGAGUCUUCUAAAAGGAUCCUUAAAAGGCAAGGGAGUACACUCCUUUUUUCCCCUCCCCUCUAUUUUCUGGAACUUGGGUGUGAUGGCUAGAGCCCUGGCAGCCACAUUGCCACGCUUAAGGAGGGCACAGUCCUGUAGGGAUGAUAGGAGCCUGAUUCCCUGAUGAUUGGGGGAGCCGACUAUCAGCACUGAACUUUUUGGGGGCGGGGGUCUAAACUAUCUUGUGUGUGCUGUUGUUAUUUUGUUAUUUUCUGUCACAAACAGCCAAAGUAAACCCUCACUGAUUCACCACGCAA